GAGUGGGGGCCGCGGGCAGGCCGACACCGCACCGGUGCAGCAGGGCGGGUGACGGCGGCCUUGCGCCCCUCGGGCUCCUUCCCUUCAGGAUCGGGCUGCGCGCCAUGGCGCCUUCGCGGAGGAAAGCGUCGAGGAUCGGGGCCGGCAAGGGCGCCCUGCGGAGCCAGCUCAGGGGGGAGGCCCUCCUGCGGGACUUCGACCGGGAAGUCAAGAAGCGGCUGGAGGAGGUCCGAGUGUCCGGCGAGAACCUCCAGAAGGAGGUCAGCAACCUCUACGACGUGGCGCUCCUCCGCCUGCCGGUGGCCGUGCGGGAGAUGAACUGGCUCAGCUACCUGGCUCUAGGAGGAAGCGAGAAGGCCCUGGAGAAGGUCGCCUUGGGAGGCUUGGACAUUGCGGAGAUCACCCAGCUGGCCUCGGCAGCCAUCCAGACCCCCAUCAAGACGGUCAAGAAAGCCAAGAAGCUCAAGCAGCCGGUGGAGACCAUCGAGGAAGAGCCGGAGGGGCCCAUCCUGCCCGCAGGGAAGCGGUCCAGGCAGGGGAAGGAGGCGGCGACGACAGCGGCCUCGGAGCCCGACCCGGAGGCAUCGCACCAGAAACUGGGCAAGGUGAAGCGAUCGAGCAGGCCGCCCCCCUCUUCGAAGAGGACCAGGCCCCCUUCCGCCAGGUCUGCCCGUCUCAGUAAAAGGCCCAGCAAAGCCGCCUUCCUCACUCCCGCCGGCCAGGGGGGCCAGGGUCCGGCUACCACGAGGGGCACCACCCCGCUACUCACUCCCAAGUUUGACUCCAGCAUUUUCAAGACGCCCGGCCUGCGGGCCCCUGCGGCCCACGAGCGCGUGUUCAGCAUCUCUGCCAACGGCAGCCCCUUGGCGGAGAGCCGGGAGAUUUUCAUCACCCUGCCCGUCGGCGGAGGAGAGAGCCUCCGGGUGAGAGCCAGCCAGCUCAAGAGAGAGGACCUCCUGCGCUUGAACCCGGACACCCUUGGGAGCGUGGAGAAGCUGUCCUCUGAGCUUCUCCAUCUCUGCAACAGCGUGAGGGGCCAGGGUGGCCGCGCUGGGCCCUCCCCCCUGGAGCUCCUGCCUUGAGACCCGCUUCUUGCAUGGGCCCUGAGGGCUCUGCGAAGCUGCCUCCGGAUCGAACUGGAGGAGAUGGGCAGGGGAUUCCGGGGUCAGGGGAUGUUUUCAAGAAGCGACGGGGGAUCCGGACUGGGGCCUCUUGGCGCCUCUUUCGCUUUGGGCCUCCUUGGGCGCCUCCAAAUCCUAGAACCCGCUCGGCAGGAGCGCGUUGGAGGGUGGACCUUCCUCAGCGUCUCCACUCUCUCUCUCUCUAUGGGUGCGCCUGGAGUUCACCUCGUCUGGCUCACUGCGGUUCCUCGUAUUGGUUUGCAAGACGUUCAGGUGAGGGUUCCUUGAAUGGUAGGGCAGCUCCCUGGGGGAGGAUGGCCCGUCCUUCCACGCAGAGGGGUGGGAGGGUGGAAGGGGGCAUUCCUCCAGCAGGGGGCAGCCGGGUUGCCCAGAGUGGCCGGUGGAGCUGAUGUGGGCAGGAGGGAUCCGCUCGUGGGGCAGAGGUGUGAAGGCCGGCCAGCAGCUUCCUGGCCGAGCUCCCGGGGGCGGCGGGCGUGUCUCUGGGCAGGUGCCGGGGCUGCUCCGGAAGCCCAAAGCCCUUGCCCACCUCCAGCUGGGGGGCCCGGAGCGUCCUUAGGCGGUGUCCGCACCCGGAGCUUGGCUCCCUGGCCUUCGGGGUCCCGGUUUUUUGGACAGACCCAACCCUGAGGCUGCAGCCGUGGACAACCGCCCUGCCCUGCCCAGCCCUGCCGUUCCGGCUUCUCUUCUCGGCCAGACUCCUACCUGCCUGCAUCGAUUCUUCGGUUUGGCCCCUUCUCAAUGUUUCCCUGCUCCUGCGUGUAAAUAUACUUGAUUUGGGGGUGCUGUGUUUCACUGUGUUUCAGAUAUGCUAUUCAUUAAAAGUUGUGACGUGUUUUGUUUUUCAAAGGUGGAUGUGCAGAGAAAA
This is a messenger RNA of Pogona vitticeps (central bearded dragon), 2007 nucleotides long. The record is from RefSeq and is a predicted model, not a curated record. NCBI's taxonomy places the organism in Eukaryota, Metazoa, Chordata, Lepidosauria, Squamata, Agamidae.